This is a messenger RNA of Puccinia graminis f. sp. tritici CRL 75-36-700-3, 2594 nucleotides long. Its product is annotated as STE/STE7 protein kinase. Gene Ontology annotation, biological process: cellular hyperosmotic response; MAPK cascade; protein phosphorylation. Lineage: Eukaryota; Fungi; Basidiomycota; Pucciniomycetes; Pucciniales; Pucciniaceae. The record is from RefSeq and is a predicted model, not a curated record. Bases 223 to 2016 code for a protein of 597 amino acids. Gene Ontology annotation, molecular function: MAP kinase kinase activity; ATP binding. The transcript has 4 exons.
AAUAUAUACGAUGAAGAGGGCGAUCGAAAGUGGCCGACUACAUAUGUAAAUAAAUAAGCCAAUCCGAAAGUAUACUACAUAGGCCCCCGGAAUUCCCAUGAACCAAUUAGACUAAUAAGACCAACGACUCCAUCCUCACAGCAACAACACAACUUCAACCUCAACCUCAACCUCAACCCACUUCGAAGCGAACAGCAACUGGUCAACAGCAAAACAACAACCAUGGCUCAACCCAACAAACCAAGCUCACAGUCCAUCUCACUAGACUCACUCUCUCUCCCACUACUAUCGAUCACCUCACCAUCCCAAUCACCAACUACUACCACACAACCAACAAACCAACUCAACAGCAACAAAACCCCAGCACCCUCAUCAUCAUCAUCAUCAUCAUCAUCAUCAUCAUCAGCAUCAUCAGCAGCAGCAGCAACAGCAACAACAACAGCUCCAGAUGGCACAACACCAACACCACCAGCAUCAAUACCAGCAACAAUAACAGCAACAAAUAACUCAGACUAUUCACCAUCCUCAUCACCCAGCUCAUCAUCUGCUGCCUCAUCCUCAUCAAUCACAACCAACACAACCACUCACUCUAACUCAAACUCAAUCAGCCCAACCCUCACCAAACACCCUACUGGCUUACCACACUCAGCCCAACACCCACACCCCCCAUCAAAACCUGCCCAUCGACCUCAUGUGGGCAACCCUGGUGGGGUCAAGGUCCCACCCGGCUUGGUGGCCAAAAUGGCAGCAAUGACCAAGCGCAAGGAUAACCUUCCAUCCUCCUCAAUGCCACACAACCAAAGAUUGGAUCCGAUGGCCUUCAUUGGCGAUCGUCCCUCGGCAAACAGCGCCGUCUCCCGACCUGCCCCGAGUCCAUCGGCCAUGCUAACGCCAUCGAUGAGCACCCGACGAGCUAAGCCGAUGAUGAAACUCGGUGAUAUGCACUCUCAACCACCCUCAUCAUUAUCCUCCUCCUCCUCCUCAUCCUCGAUGAACAAUCAGACCAAGUUCUUGUCCGUCUCGGGAGCUGCCGCUGCGACCCCAUUCGCUAACUUUAGUAAGAUCGUCGACCCCUCCGGCAGACUCAAUUUCGGCGGAAAGGCCAUCCUCCAUUCCCAUGGCGUCGACUUCUCCAACGGAUCCUCCUUCUCUAUCAAUAUGAACGAAUUGACUCUCAUGGAAGAAUUGGGUAAAGGUAAUUAUGGUACCGUCCAGAAAGUUUUCCAUAAACCUACCAAAGUGGUCAUGGCAAUGAAAGAAAUUAGAUUAGAAUUAGAUGAUUCAAAGCUCAAAGCGAUUCUCACCGAGCUUGAUAUCUUGCAUCGAGCGACCUCAGAUACGAUUGUCGAGUUCUAUGGCGCCUUCUUUAUCGAAUCUUGUGUCUACUACUGCAUGGAAUAUAUGGAUGGUGGAAGUUUGGAUAAGUUGGCGGGUGCUGAUGUUCCGGAGCCCGUCCUGGCUAGAGUCACCGGGAGGGUUGUUGAAGGGUUGCGAUUCCUCAAGGAUGAGUUGCAGACUAUACAUCGAGAUGUCAAGCCGACGAAUGUGUUGAUCAACCAGAAGGGAGAAACCAAGUUGUGUGACUUCGGAGUGUCGGGUCAACUGGAGAGAUCGUUAGCGAAGACGAACAUCGGAUGUCAAUCGUACAUGGCGCCGGAGCGGAUCCAGGGGGAACGGACGGGAGAAGUGAAUACGUAUACGGUUUCCUCGGAUGUGUGGUCCUUAGGGAUCUCGAUCAUCGAAUUUGCGAUCGGUCAUUACCCUUAUCCUCCCGAAACUUACUCAAAUAUCUUUGCCCAACUUAAUGCGAUCGUUCAUGGAGAAUCGCCUAGUCUUCCGUCUGAGAUCUAUUCGAAUGUGGCGAUCGAUUUCGUCAAUCAAUGUUUGAUCAAAAAUCCUAAAGAUCGUCCUACUUAUAAUGAUCUCCUCAAACAUCCUUUCCUCCGUGAGGAAGCGAAGAAUCACGUCGAUAUGGUCGCGUGGGUUGCUGCUGCUAUCCAACAGGUUAAGAAGUAAUCCUCACCUCCCUCUUUUACUCUCUUUUCUCUUCUCAUCACCUCUUUUCUUCUUCUUCUUCUUCUUCCUUUUUCCUUAUCUUGCUUCUUUUUUUGUAUGUCUUCAUCUUUUUGUGCCUCUAUGUAUGUCUUUGUGUGUGUCUAUGUGUGUUUCUUUGAUUAAUUUAUAUAUAUAUAUAUAUCUUCAUAUAUAUAAUGAUAUGUACAAUUUUUUCUUAUCUUUCUUUCUCUUUUCUCUAAUGUUUUUCCUCCAUUUUUUUCCCAUUUCUUUCCCAAUUAUUUCUAUUUCAUUCUUCAUUCUCCAUUCAUUCUUCCUUUUCAUUUUUCAUUUUUUUUUUUUUCCAUUUCCAUUUUCAUUUUUUGAGAGGAGGGUGGUUGUCAGCUGGUACAAAUUAGUUCAUCUCACUUUGGUUUAGUUUAGUUUAGUUUAGUUUAGUGAAGUUUAGUGAAGUUUAGUGAAGUUUAGUGAAGUUUAUUUACUUUUGAAUAAACAUUCUAAUUUGUUUUUUUUCUGUGUUUCAUGUUGGUUCCAAGUUUUAGAAAACACUAGGUGAAUCCCCCCAAAAAAAGCAGACAAAC